AUGAGAGAUAUUCUUAGUGGCAAGAGAAGUUGUGAAGCAAAGGAGACCGUGCAACUCACGGAGAGUUGUAGCGCUCUCAUUCAACACUCCUUUCCCCCAAAACUCAAUGAUCCCGAGAGUUUUUCUAUCCCUUGUAGCAUUCAAAAGCUCAAAUUUGAUAAUGCUCUUUGUGAUUUGGGGGCGAGUGUGAGCAUCUUGCCAUUUAAGACUUAUGAGAAGCUCAAGCUUGGUGAUCUCUCUCCUACCGCUAUGUCAUUGCAACUAGCCGAUCGAUCGGUUAUGUUGCCAUUGGGUAGGAUUGAGGAUGUUCCCCUAGUUGUUGGCGAGCUUACUUUCCUUUUGAAUUUCGUCGUCUUGGACAUUGAUGAGGAUGCCCAUACCCCCAUUAUCUUGGGGAGGCCAUUUUUGGCCACCGCGGGUGCUCUCAUCGAUGUGCAAGGAGGACUAAUCACCUUGAAAGCGGGAAACGCCAAGGCUAGUUUCAAGCUUGCAAUUGACGAACAUUGUUGCUCUAAGAUGAAAAGUUGUGUGAAAGUUGACACUCUUGCUUGUGUUGAGCACAAUCAUUCUUGUGCUUUUUUGCUUCUAACAAUCCUUGUGUUCUUGAGUGUGAUUUUGAGAUUGAUAGGAAGGUGA
This is a messenger RNA of Spinacia oleracea (spinach), 636 nucleotides long. RefSeq lists its product as uncharacterized. The coding region runs from base 1 to 636 and encodes 211 amino acids. The transcript has a single exon. The record is from RefSeq and is a predicted model, not a curated record. NCBI's taxonomy places the organism in Eukaryota, Viridiplantae, Streptophyta, Magnoliopsida, Caryophyllales, Amaranthaceae.